UGGUCUCAUACCGGAAGUGCAUCUCCACCCACCCACCAACCCACCUCUCCUGUAGGGAAGCUGCUUCUGUCUCCCCCAAGCGCUGCAUCGGUGGCCCCACCUGGGAUCUGGGCUUGGUUGUACCUUGAAUCAGGGCAGCUUUUGCCUUGAAAAGGCAGAUUGGAAGAAGAGGGGAGAGCCAGAGGAUUCCUUGGAGCACAGACCCAACAUGGAUGGACAAGCCACAGCUGGCCUUGACACCACCCGGGUUGGGAGGAGUGAGGGAUUCUGGGAAAGAACCGUGCAGAAUAUCCUGGGUGCGGAGGACGCCCUCAGCUCAGACGCUCAGCGCCAACGUUUCAGGCAGUUCCACUACCAGGAGGCCGAGGGGCCCCGAGACGUUUGCAACCUGCUUCAUGACUUUUGCCGUCGGUGGCUGAAGCCACAGCUUCACUCUAAGACUCAGAUCCUGGACCUGGUGAUCCUGGAGCAGUUCUUGGCUGUCCUCCCCCCGGAGAUGGAGAGCUGGGUGAGGGAAUGUGGAGCAGAGACCUGUUCUCAGGCGGUGGCCCUGGCUGAAGGUUUCCUCCUGAGCCGAGCAGAGGACAAGAAGCAGAAAGAGCCGCAGGGUCUGUUAACAGAAGUCGCCACUGAUUUCCUUGAUGCUGUGAAGGCUCCAGAGAACAUCAGAGAGAUUCCCCUGCAAAGGUGGAAGGUGCCGGAGGAGAAGGAGGGAGGCGCCAUCUUGCUGGGCGAUGGAAUGAUGCCAGCGAGACAUAAUCAUCCAUUUCUUUCUGGUGGAAGGGAAGCGGUUGCUGUGGCAACUGACCAGGACCCAGCAUCGUUUGAGGAUGUGGCUGUGUGUUUCACGGCAGAGGAGUGGGUUCUGCUGGAUCCUGACCAAAGAGCUCUACACAAAGAAGUCAUGGAGGAGAACUGUGGGAUCGUGGCCUCUCUCAGUAAAACACGCGGACAGGACCUUCAUCAUAGUUCUGAUCUUGCUACACAUCAAAGCAUUCAUAUUGGGGAGAAACCUUAUCAGUGCCUGGAGUGUGGAAAGAGUUUCCAUCCGAACAGGACUUCACAUCAGAUAAUUCACACAGGGGAGGAGCCAUAUCGGUGCUUAGAGUGUGAAAAGGCUUUUCAUGAGAACAAAAGUUUCACUUAUCAAACUCAUCAGAAAAUUCACACAGUGGAGAAAAUCUAUACACCCUUGGAGUGUGUGAAGAGCUUUGGACAAAACAGAACUCUCACUAAUCAUCAGAGAAUUCACAGAGAAGAGAAACCCUAUCAGUGCUUGGAGUGUGGAAAGUUCUUCAGCAGCAGGACGAAGCUCACUGAUCAUCAGAGAACUCACACAGGGGAGAAGCCAUAUCAAUGCUUAGUGUGUGGAAUGAGCUUCACUCAGAAGAGGAAUCUCACCUGUCACCAGACAAUUCACACAGGGGAGAAACCAUAUCAGUGCCUGGAGUGCGGAAAGAGCUUCAGGCAGAAUUUAACUCUUACUUACCACCAAAGAAUUCACACCGGGGAGAAACCGUACGAAUGCUUGGAGUGCAGAAAGAGCUUCAUUCGGAAGUGCGAUCUCACUUAUCACCAAAGAACUCACUCCGGGGAGAAACCACAUAAAUGCCUGGAGUGUGGAAAGAGCUUCAUGCAAAAGACGAGCCUCACUUCUCAUCAAAAAAUUCAUACCGGAGACAAACCAUAUAAAUGCUCAGAGUGCGGGAAGGGUUUCUGCCUGAACAAAGACCUCAUUCGCCAUCAGAGAGUUCACACAGGGGAGAAACCGUACAAAUGCCUGGAAUGUGGGAAGUGCUUCACACAGAAGACGAUUCUUACUGCUCAUCAGAGAGUUCAUACCGGGGAGAAACCGUAUCAGUGCUUAGAAUGUGGAAAGGGCUUCACACAAAAGGCAAAUCUCACCUAUCAUCAAGGAAUUCACACAGGGGAGAAACCGUAUCAGUGUUUGGUGUGUGGAAAGUGCUUCUGUCUGAGCAGGGACCUCACUUCUCAUCAAAGAAUUCACACGCAGGAGAAACCAUACCAGUGCAAUGUGGGAACGGCUUCGAUACAAGGGCAUACCUCCAUUGUCAUGAAAGAAUUCACUCAGGGGCAAAAACAUAUUAGUACCUGGAGUGUGGAAAGAGCUUCAGAUAGACUAUGGUCAGCACAGUCUUUGAAGAAGAAGGGAGAUUCAGAAUAUUCUUUGGAGCCCAGAUCAGUGAUGGACAAGCAAGACUUAGCUGGACCUACAAGAAGAAGGGUGUCCGAUGACUUCAACAUUGGGAACAGUGGAGAAUUUUUGGAAAGAAGCAUGCAGGAGAUUCCGGGCGAGGAGGACGCCCUCAGCUCAGAUGUUCAGCGCCAGAAGUUCAGGCAUUUCUGCUACCAGGAGGCUGAGGGACCCCGAGAGGUUUGCAACCGGCUCCACCGCCUUUGCCGUGAGUGGCUGAAUCCAGAUCGACACACGAAAAAUCAGAUCCUGGACCUGGUGAUCUUGGAGCAGUUCCUGGCUGUCCUCCCCCCGGAGAUGGAGAACUGGGUCAGGGAAUGUGGAGCGGAGACCAGUUCCCAGGCGGUGGCCCUGGCCGAAGGUUUCCUCCUGAGCCGGGCAGAGGAGAAGAAGCAGGAAGAGCAGCAGGGCCUGUUUGCAGAAGGGGCCGCUGGUUUCCCUGAGGCAGAGAAGACGCCUUUGGACGCCAGAGGGAGGCCCCUGAGAUGGAUGGUCGUGCAGGAGGGGGAACAAGGUGCCGCCAUACCGGGUGAUGGAAUGAUGCUGGCAGGACCAUCUCAGCUGCAUCUUCCUUCUGGCAGAGGGGAAGCAGUUGCCAUGGCAACAGAUCAGGGUCCCGUGUCCUUCCAGGAUGUGGCUGUGUUUUUCACGGAGGAGGAAUGGGCCCUGCUGGAUCCUGACCAGAGAGGGCUGCACAAGGAAGUCAUGGAGGAAAACUGUAAGGUCGUCGUCUCCCUUGCAGGUGGAAAGGGUUUUCAGCCUGGUUCCAGCCCCACCAUGCCUCAAAGGACGCCUGCAAAUGACAAACCAUACCAGUGCCAGGAAUGUGGAAAGAGCUUCGCUCACAAGUGGGUUCUCACUAAUCAUCAAAGAAUUCACACAGGGGAGAAACCAUACAAAUGCUUGGAGUGUGGAAAGUGCUUCACUCGGAAGGUGAACCUCAUCCCUCAUCAGAGAAUCCACACAGGGGAGAAACCAUACCAGUGCUUGGAAUGUGGAAAGACCUUCAGGCAGAAGAGAUAUCUCACUUCACAUCAAACCAUUCACACAGGACAGAAAUUAUUUCAGUGCUUAGAGUGCGGAAAGAGCUUCAGGCACAAUAUAACUCUAACGAAUCAUCAAAAAUUUCACAAGGGAGAGACGCCGUAUCAAUGCUUAGAGUGCGGAAAGAGCUUCAUCAGUAUUUCUCACCUUACGUCCCACCAAACACUUCACACAGGGGAAACGUAUCAGUGCCCUGAGUGCAAGAAACGCUUCACUCAGAAGAGUCACCUGACCUCUCACCAAACAAUUCACACAGGGGAGACGCCAUAUAAAUGUUCGGAGUGUGGGAAGUCCUUCCGUCUCAGCAGAUACCUCACUUCUCACCAGAGAAUCCACACAGGGGAGAAACCGUAUCGGUGCUCAGAGUGUGGAAAGAGCUUUGGUGAAAAGAAAACUUUAGCUUCUCAUCAAAAGAAUUCACACCCUGGGGAAACUGUGUAAUUGAUUAGAGAGUGGAAAAUACUUCUGUCUGAACAGUAAUAUCAUCAUUUGUAGACUGUCACCGUUGGAGAUGCGAUAAAAAGUUAUUUACAAAAACAACAACCCAAAAACCAAUGAUCUCAUCAAGUAAUUCACCAGGCAGAAUCCAUAUCAACAUCACCUCAGCAUUACUGCACACCUUCAACGUCAUCGAAGAAUCUACGCAGGGAAGAGACCAAUCCUUUGGACAUGGAUAGCGCUUUAUCCAGAAGAUGCACCUCACUCUUCUGCACUCAGGAAAAACUGUAGAACGAGAUUCUAUCACUCACUGUAGAAAUGAACGCCAGGCAGGGAGUCAUAUUGAUGUGCUGACAACAAAGAAACCUGUUUUUAAAAAAUUGAUUUCCACUUGCUUUAGUAAAAUAGAGAGAAAUUAUGGUCUAUAGGUAA
Podarcis muralis (Common wall lizard) is the source of this 4129-nucleotide messenger RNA. The record is from RefSeq and is a predicted model, not a curated record. Lineage: Eukaryota; Metazoa; Chordata; Lepidosauria; Squamata; Lacertidae.